AUGGCGGGACGAAGACGCCGGAGAUACAACUUGCUUCGAAACAGGCCCUCAAAAAGAGUCAUCCGUGACCACCUUAAUCCCUUAGAGAUAUAUAAUGACGACGAGAUUUUCGAAAGAUAUCGGUUUCGUCGGGCAACAGUUCUCUAUCUGCUAGAUAUGAUCGGCAGAAAUCUGCUCCAAAGUACCAAAAACAAUGCCUUACCUCCGCUGUUGCAGCUCCUUGCAUGCCUAAGAUUUUUGGCCACUGGGGCAUAUCACAAGCUUAUAGGCGACAGUAUGCAUGUAUCUGAGUCCACUGUUGGGAGAUGCUGUCGUUCUGUGACAGAUGCAAUCCUUGGUAUUCGAUGGCACUUUAUCAGCUUCCCCAGAGAUGAAAAGGCACGGCAAACAAAACAAGAAUUCAUCAAAAUAGCUGGUUUCCCAAAUGCCCUUGGGUGUGUAGAUGGCACUUUCGUUAGAAUUAUAGCUCCCUCUAAUAAUGAACAGGAUUUCGUUAACAGAAAAGGCUAUCACUCGCUGAAUGUACAGAUGGUUUGUGAUGCCAAGUUCCGCUUUACAAGCAUUUGUGCCAGCUGGCCUGGAAGCGUACACGACAGUCGGGUCUGGCGGGAAUCUGCACUUUGCCAACAAUUUGAGAGAGGUGAACAUAAUGGAUUUUUACUGGGUGAUUCUGGAUACCCCUGCAGGCGGUUUUUGAUGACACCAUACUUUAACCCACAAACCGAUGCACAACAAAGAUUCAACGCCUCCUUAUGCCGAACGAGAGUGCUCAUCGAACAGAGUUUUGGUAUUCUUAAACGACGGUUUUCGUGUCUGCAAGGAACUCUGAGAGCGACCCCGGAACAGGCUGUGUCUUAUGUGGUUGCCUGUGUCAUUCUUCACAACUUGGGAAUCCAGACUGGGGAUGUGAUGGACGGUAAAGACCAGCCAGCAGAAGCAUUCAACCCCCACGCUCAUCAUGUUGCAUGCAACUCUCAAGAGGGCAGUCAGAUGAGGGAUUACAUUGCACACACAUAUUUUGCGUAG
Messenger RNA from Saccostrea echinata, 1026 nucleotides. RefSeq names its product putative nuclease HARBI1. NCBI's taxonomy places the organism in Eukaryota, Metazoa, Mollusca, Bivalvia, Ostreida, Ostreidae. The record is from RefSeq and is a predicted model, not a curated record. The coding region runs from base 1 to 1026 and encodes 341 amino acids. The transcript has 5 exons.